Molecule: messenger RNA, 4279 nt
Organism: Meira miltonrushii
Lineage: Eukaryota; Fungi; Basidiomycota; Exobasidiomycetes; Exobasidiales; Brachybasidiaceae
Exons: 1
Coding region: 381-4250 (1289 amino acids)
Source: RefSeq, a predicted model, not a curated record
GUGUCCGAUAUCUGGGCGUUUUCAUUCACGGCCCGUCGCGCGUGUUCUACAAUGAACAAAAAGGAUCUUACUCACCGAUGCAAUCUUGCACAUCCUAUAUCCUCCUUUCUGAUCACCAUCAUUGACGACAUUUUCAUGUGGUGAUCACGUCCGUCUUGUAUAUUCGUCUUUCUUUUACACGGACUCAAGCUUAGUUUUGCAAGCUCGGCUGUAGAAUUUCAUUCUCCUUCUCUUCAACACAGAUUCAUUUCAUGGAGCGGGGCUUGACUCAAUUCAACUUCCGACAGCAUUAAACAAGGUUAUUCGUUUACAAAUCCAACUUUCAACACAUUCAUUUUAUUUUACAACAUACACAUUCUUUACUCACACUCAUUAUCACAAUGGUUUCUUUUCUCAAAAGACGCAUGUCUUCCGUCUCGCUCAAAGGAGCAGAUCGUAAUGACACAAAACAAUCAUUAGCACCACCACCUCCCGUUCCUGCUCUUCCUCUUGGUGACAAGCAAUUGGCAAUGGGCAACAAGCUUAACGUAGCCAUGCCUGACCUUCGAUUCUCUCGUUUGGAUCUUGAAGAACACGUUCAAGCAAUCGGUCAAGACAAAAGACAAAGUGGUGCAUCUCUUGAACCUUUCAGUCCAAAAGUAGAACAAAGGAAGAGCCGAUUAGGUUUCUUCGGUGUAAGACCAGCAAUGGCGUCCAAUGAUGAAUUAGCUCACGCACAAAGGGCAAAUCGUGCUUCUGCCCUUUUGGGAAGUCCACAAAUGGCUCCUCCGUCUAGAUCCACUUCUGCUCAAAAUCUUCAAGCUCCAAAAAUUGACAGACAAGCAGCAGCACCAAAGACAUCCCACAAUACAAUGCCUAGAUCAUCAACCGCAGGACAGGCAUUAUACGCAAAAGGUCAAAUGUCACCCCCUCCAAUUUCGUCUCCUAAGCCUGUUGUGGUAGACAAGAAACAACAAAAGAAGGACGAAAAGCUCAGACUUCAACAAGAAAAGGACAAGAUGAAACAAUUGGCAAAGGAGAUGAAAGAGCAAGAAAAGCUUGCUAAACGUGCUUCAAAACUUAGCUUGAAGGCUAGCAAGUCCGAUUUGAAGAGCAACAAGCAACAACCUCCUUCACCAGCUGUACAAUCUCAACCUCGUCAAGAAAAAUCUCCAAAUCGAGCUGAACAUCAGAGACCAUUGCAAGCUGCUAUGAGUCCUCCACCUAUGCCUAGAACGCCUGAGCAGAGAAACACACGAUCCAAUGCGACCCCGCAAAUGGAACAUCGUCCUUCGCCUAUUGGACAUCAACAAAUGCCAAUCCAGGAAGCUCCUCGUACACCGACCCACCAAGCUCCUCGUACGCCCAGCCAGCAAGCUCCUCGCGCACCUACUCAGCCAGCUCCAAGAACACCUACGCAGCCACUUGUUGUGUUAAAGAAGCAAUCGUCUCCAAAAGUAGUAGAGGCAUACGAUCCAAUCCGCUUUCCCAAUCCUCACGAUGUCAAGCCCACAUCUCCUCAACGACAAGAAUCGCAGUCUGAGGAGAGCAGUAGAGGAUUGUCAAAUUCCGACAGUUUCACACAUCCUCAAGCAAUGUUGCCUUCUAGAACAUUUUCGAGCGAUGUACCUGGACACGGUAAAGUGUUGAUGACAACGUCUUCCUCCGAAGGAGGAACAGGGUCAAGCUCUACUGCCGAUGAGCGUAGACGCAGUUCAGAAUCAAACACCAGUGUUGAAUAUGGAAUGAACUCAACAUAUGGAUCUGAUGAGCAAUUCACGGAUGCGGCUAAUAGCAUUCCACCUUCGCAAUCGGGCAGUAGACCAACACGAGACACAGAACGGGAAGAAUUGGUUCAAAGUCGCUUAUCGAUGAGCUUAGAUGCAGAGUUACAGCAUUCGACAGAAGUAAAGGAUGAAAAGCUCCUCGAGACAGCAAACACAACAAUUCCUUCAACCAUCACUCAUCAAGCUCCGAAAUUGCCAGCAAUUAGCACAGAUUUGAAGCUCAAUGCUGCAGAAUCCAAAAAUGUUCACAAACGUGCUGAUUCGAACGCAAGUACAUUUAGCGCAAUGUUGAUGGCCAGUAAACCAGGUGGAUCUGCCGAUCGUGCUGUUGAUGCAAAACCUGUUGUACAACAAACAGCUCAAAAGCAGCAAAUUGAACAAUAUCGUGCUGGAAUUAAUAAGAGCUUAUUGGCCCGUUCAGGUUUGUUAAAGCAAGACAAUUUCACACAAGAACCCGAAGAAAUUGAUGAAGCCGAAAAUAAAGGUCAACAACCACAAUCUAUGCUCGAUCAUGCAUCUUCCAUCUUGAAACGCGUUCGUGAAGCUGUGCCCAAUAUGCCACAACGUCAACGUACCGUACAACCUGAAUUGGUCGACAAAGGUGAUGGCUGGAGUUGUAUGGGCGUUGGAGAUGUGGAAAAAGUGGAUUCACAUUGGCAUACGGUGAUUGAAACAAUCAAAGUGGCACAUAUCAAGGAGAAAGAAGAAAACGACGAAGAAGCAAGCGAGAACGAAGCUUCUGAGCCAGAAUAUGAAUAUGUUGACGAAGAAGUUGAGGCUCAUUACAAUGACUUGUUCGAAUUAAUCUUCACUGCCACUACGCCAGAUGUGAUGUCAACACUUCUAUCUUAUUUGGACAUUCACGACAUCAAAGCCUUACGUCAAACAUCCGCCCCUGUUCGUCUUGCUGUUGGUGCAAAUCGUGAAAUGAUCUUGAAUCAAUUCUUGUCUGGAAUCGGUUACCGAACUUGGACUUACGUGAAAGGAUCAGCAACAGCAGCACGAGCACGUUUGGCUGGUCAAUCACCCAUCACUGCCAAUAAAGAUCCAUGCCCUCUAUCUUUGGCUGAUUUGGAAGGUUUUAUUAUUGCGCAAGAUUUGUUGCCCGAAUAUGCAAUGGUUGGACAAGAAUUCGCAAGAGCACCUGAAGAGAUGGAUCAAGGUAUGGCAAGAUUGGCAAGGGCAACUACAAGAGCUCACAAUCGAGUUUUGACAAGAUUGAGAUUGCAACCAACGUAUAGAAUGCCAAGCAAGAAGGGAAGUAACGCCAGUACAUCGUCACCCUCUUCUCCUUCUACACCAACUUCAAGGAUCAAUUCAUCCACUUCAUUUAUCAAUCGUCAAAUGAGCGGAAGCGUAUCGACAAAUAUAAUCAAUAGACAUAACAGCUACUACGAUCUUCGUAAACCAAGCUUGCCUCUCGACAUGAGCGAAUUGCCUCCCGUUCCAUCUCUCAAUUUGAUAAACGAAGGUUUAAGUCCAGCACCUUCUUCUGUUGGAAGUCAUUCUCCUCUUUCACCUGGCAGUCCCGGAUUGACAACAGCACCUUCUACACCAUCACCUUUGUGUGAUAGCUCACCGAUCGAAAGUGUGACGGCUCCGACUCUCCUUUCACCAUGGAAGCCAGGUAGAGCUGCCACUUUCCGCGUUUGGGUACCUGCCAAAGAUCCUUCAGGCUGGUUAUCCGAUGCCGAACUUGCCGAAUGCGAACAAGAAUUGUACAAAUCUGGAGUUUGGCCACAUCUCAAACGAGGUGAUAUCAUUUGGGAUACGGCCGUUGGAGAUCAACUAAAUGAAGGCAAAUACGUCUUUGAUGGAAAUUAUCUACGUGAUUUAAGUUAUGCAUUUGAUGUUGCAGGACAUUUGCCAAGUUGGUUGAACGUGAUCAUGUUCAGUCCUUCUUAUUGGCAUAAUGUUAUCAAAUCAUCUCAACCUCAACCGGUUGUAUUCUUGGACAUCGCACCUUGGAAAGAUCAAAUCUUGAACAGCCUGCGAUUGGUGCAAGAUCAUGUGGAUACAUUUAGUGGAAACGGUGCACGUUACCGAAUCGCAAAAUGGUUAUACCGUUCCGCUGCCAAUGUCACGAGUGGACAAAUUAUCAGCCGAAUGAAUGGUGGUUUGGAAAUCGUUGACGAUCAAUGGGCCGGAAGGAUUGUGAUCGAAAUGGACGGAAUGGCAGAAUGGGCAAAAGAAUUGGUGAAUCGAUGUGCAGGUCCAGAAGCAACUGCACGUGAAAAAACCAAUUUGUUGGCAACCGUUAUGGGCGAUGCAAAUGAAGCAGGCAAAAUGAGCAACAUCCAUGAUACCAACGGUGGUACGCAAAAGCCUGCCUUGUACAACAAAUUUGGCGGUCAAGGUGGCUCAACGAUGAUUCGUAAGAAUGUCGAACCGCAAAAUGCACCAUGGGCAAUCAUGCGUGAAAGAUGCAGACCGGGUCUCAUCUGGAUUCGUCCUUUGGGCGAUCGUGAGAAGGUGUUUGCCUGAGAAGAGCAAGCAAUAGCUUUUGGACAUUC